This is a messenger RNA of Symphalangus syndactylus (siamang), 729 nucleotides long. RefSeq lists its product as uncharacterized. Lineage: Eukaryota; Metazoa; Chordata; Mammalia; Primates; Hylobatidae. The record is from RefSeq and is a predicted model, not a curated record.
AUGAAACCAGACUGGCCGAGGAGGGGGGCGGCAGGGGCCGGGGUGCGGAGCAGAGGUGAGGGAGACGGGACUUACUUUGCGAAGCGCGGUGCGGGGCGCCGCUGACGAGAAAUAAAGGCCCCGAUCCGGGCUGCCUGGAGCCCCCCGAGCGCAGCAAUGUCAGGGCUCCAGUCCGGGCGGCGUUGGCGGCCGCAGGGGACGGGGACGGGCGCGCGUGCGGCGGGCGCUCUCGCUGCGCUCCGGCUCGGGCCCCGGCUCCGCGCGGCUCCGCUCCUGGCUCCCCUCUGGCUCCUGGCACCAACUCCGGGCAGUCACAUGACGCCGGCGCCGCUCGCUCUGCGAGCCUCCCGGGGCUGGCGGGCUCUGGAAGAAACCACAUUGAAUUCAUCAUCAUGGUUAACCUUUGGAGAGAGAGAGGAGACCAGGAUGAAGGAGCCAGUCGAAGAUCCUGUUCAAGUGUACGCUGAGCCAGCAGGUUCACCAGAAAGCUAUUGAGCGUUUGCUGGAACACAUUAUGCAGGGUGAAUUUCUUCUGGAAUGUUGCCAAGGAUUUUUUAUGCUUCUGUGGCAGGCAUUUCUUGAACAUUGUCAUUUAGCCAAGCAAAGAAGAUUUUCUUAAAGGAUAGAAAAUGUUUAAAAAUUUUUGUUUGUUUAAAAAUAGGUUAAAUGGCAAUAUGAUCUCAGGAUAAGACAGAGAAAAGCACUUAUUCCUCUAAGUGAUCUGAUUAG